Messenger RNA from Camelina sativa (false flax), 570 nucleotides. The record is from RefSeq and is a predicted model, not a curated record. NCBI's taxonomy places the organism in Eukaryota, Viridiplantae, Streptophyta, Magnoliopsida, Brassicales, Brassicaceae.
UCAAGUGACAACUACCUUUUCUGUCCUAAAUCUCUUGAUGUCUUGAAGGAAGAAGAGCUUCUACAUUUUCAAGAGCAUUGGGCAAAAGGUGAACCAGUAAUUGUUAGGGACGCUCUUGAUAACACACCUGGUUUAAGCUGGGAGCCAAUGGUUAUGUGGCGGGCGUUAUGCGAAAACGUGAAUUCACCAGCAAGUUCUAAGAUGUCCCAAGUCCAAGCAAUUGAUUGUUUGGCUAAUUGUGAGGUGGAGAUCAAUACACGUCACUUCUUUGAUGGUUAUAGCAAAGGAAGAACAUAUGAAAACUACUGGCCUGAGAUGUUGAAGCUAAAGGACUGGCCUCCUUCUGACAAGUUUGAAGAUCUUUUACCUCGUCACUGUGACGAGUUCAUAUCCGCACUACCUUUCCAAGAAUAUAGCGAUCCUAGAACCGGGAUUCUUAACAUCGCAGCAAAGCUUCCGGAAGGACUUAUCAAACCAGAUUUGGGGCCAAAAACUUACAUUGCCUAUGGGAUUCCUGAUGAGCUCGGUAGAGGGGAUUCAGUGACUAAGCUUCACUGUGAUAUGUCAGAC